CAGAGUAACUCAGGCCAUCUUCCAAACAGCCAUGCUCUGUGAGUUACUCUCAAACAUCUGAGCAGCCUCAUUCCCUUCAGCACAUGGAACAGGUGGCCAAAGACACUACAGAAACUCAAGUAACUGAGACAUCACUGUAGGAAAAAUAAAGCGUGAUUCAGGAACUUCUAUCAUUUUCUUUUUGUUUUUCUGUUUAAACAAAAUAUAUUUUGUGAGUAAGCUCUAAGAGUUCUCACAGAGUAUUUUUCAGACUGUUUUGAUUGUUUCAAUUCUUUUUCACCUCUGAAAAUAGUUUCUGGAAAGAAUUUCCAGAGUAGCUGUCUAUGUAAAAUAAAAUACAUAAGAGAAGCAAUAUUUGUGCCUCAACAUUAUACUAAAGUGAACGGAAAUCAUUUAAAAAACUUUUGUACUCAUAAAUUCUGCAUUCUGAAAGAACUGCUAAAGUGAACAUAACCUACGGAAAAACUACAUGACAAUCCAAAAGAGGGUCAGAAUACAGUAAGCUCAGCUGAAGACUUUCUUGGGAUUAGUUUGCUUUUGGGAAAAAAAUCUUUUCUUUCUGUUAUUGCCUUUGAGCCAUUUCACCGUGCAAAAAUGACACUGCUGGCUUCUGAGCGCUCCAUGUUAAUCCGCAGCAAGUUUCGAUCAGUGCUCCAGUUAAGAAUGCAGAAUCGUCGAACUCAGGAGCAGCGUGCAGAGAAUGCGAUCAUGCCUGCUUUGGAAAAGGCACAACCGACAUUCUCAGAACCACCUAAUGGACUGGACCGGUGCAGGAUAGAAGAGCUAGGCAAGCACAAAGAUCACAACAGACCUAUGCAGACUGAUGUGGGGAAAGCACACCUUCCUGAAGAGUCCAAUGUGGAAGUGACAGAGCUGAAACAGAAGAAAGCCCGCCUCACUGAAGAUUUAAGUGACAGGAUUCUGCAUCAACCAGGUCCCUUAGAGCUUCUGGAGAAGAACAUUCUCCCCCUCGAUUCUAGCAUCAAAGAUGCUAUGAAAGGUCAAAUCCCAUUCCCUGAAACGUCAGAGAGCUUCCCAUUUGAUGAUGACCUCAGUAGCACUGCUUCUUCAUCACCUGAACAGCCAGGACAUGAGCAGUCACGGUGCUUUGCAACCUCACCAGGUAUAACGAACGAUGAAUCAUCAUCCACUUCAAGCACCAACUUCCAGUGUCAUUUUCAGCUACCACAGGGAAUGGAAAUAAACCAGUCCAUAGUAGCAUCUGUUUCGGAGGCUGAAUCCUUGACAAUCAAUGGACAAGCCACCAAUGGCAUUUCUACCACAAAAGCACCGAUACUUCCCAAGGCUCCUUUAAAGCCUUCUGAAGCAGCAAAGAGCCAAAGGCACAAGAAGCCAAAAGAUUCCAGGCCCAAAGUGAAGAAAUUAAAGUACCACCAGUAUGUUCCUCCCGAUCAAAAGGCUGAGAAGGUGCCUGCCACAAUGGAUACAGCUUAUUCCCAACUACUUCAGCAGCAGCAAAUAUUUCUACAACAGCAGAUAAUAAACCAGCAGCAAAAACAGGCCUUCUGUUUACAGGCUGUCUUUCCCAUAAAUACAAGUGAUCAUAUAAUCAGCUUCACUAGUGCUGCUCCCACCUGUGCUCCAGCGAUACCACUGUCAUCACCUACAACACCUUCAACCCCAUCCACCCCUUCACCUUCUAAACCUGAACUGCUGCCAGCCAACCUGGAUGAUUUAACAGUCUCUGAGUUACGACAACAACUUAGGAAACGUGGUUUGCCAGUGUCUGGUACAAAGCCUGCCCUGCUGGAACGCCUAAAGUCUGACCAAGUUGCUCGUACAAAGCAACCACCAGUUCCCAUCACCAGUAAUAAUCUCAUCAGCUCUGUUUUAGAAAUGCCUUCCAUGUCAAAUUAUGUGCAGAACUCUCAGAGUACUGGAUCCAGUGUAACUAGUACAUUCAGAACCAUUUCACCACCAAGCCUUUCACCUACUGCUAGUGAGCCUUCUAUACGAGCACCAGACCCAACUGGUGGGUUCCCAGAUGGCAUGGAAGUGUCACCAAUUCAGGUUCUAUCAGGCAUAACAAACAAUGGGUCAGUACAGGGCCUAACAAAUGGUUUAGAAAGUAAAGCAUCUCAAAACAGCAGCAAAAGCAGCAUCUUGUUAGAAAAGCAAAAGGUCAUUGAUAACCUGACAUGGAAACUUCAACAAGAACAGAAGCAGGCCGAGGACCUGAAGGUUGAACUAGAGAUGCAAAAGCGACUUAAAAACAGGCGAAAGAUGCAUCUUUCCCGUAACAGCUCAGAAAAUUUUAUAGCCAUACCUCCCUGCAUGACUGUGGGGACUGAACUUUCACCAGAAGCCUAUCUAAGUCCAGAAUCAUCUUCAGUUGGUAGUCACUUCCUUUUUAAUUUAAACAACCAUUCAUCACUCUGCAGUCAGGACUCACAAGAACCCCCAAGGGAUGCAACCUGUGGAGAAUUAAUGGAUCUUGCGAAUUCUUCAGCCACAGAGACAGGUCUUCCAACCUUCCUCGGGAGCGAUAGUGGAGCCAUUAGACAAGAUUCUAAUCUGGAGGUGUUCUGUCCCUCAGUUGGUGAAGAUUUUGAUCUUCCGAUGCAGAUUACAGCUAGUCCCACCAAUAACACCUCAGGUUCAAGUCGUUCUCUAGAGGAAGAACUACGGGAUGCGAUCAAAAGAGUACAGAUGGCACCAAGUCAAUCCAUUGAUGACAUUCUAGAAGAUCAUAUUGUCUGCACAGAUGGGACAGCACAAUCAGACAUCAUCUUCCUAGAACCUCAGACAGAAGACCAUCUUGUAAGCAGUACUGAUUUCACAUCUUCGUUUCCCAACAGCACCCAUUUAUCAAGUUUCAGCCAAGAACUCGCAUCUCUCAAGCCUCGAAAUGGUGACUCUCAGCCCAUGGUCCUAGAAUUUCCUGGAACAUCUCAGUAUGACCUUCUUGGUGGUUCCUUUUCUCCGGCAUGUAUUGAGAUGCCUCCCUCCCCUGAAAAUCAAGACAAGAGGGUUGAUCAGAAAAAAACAACUUUUGAUCCCGCUGAUUGGCUGGAAGCACUCACAUCUGGCUCAGCCUCAGGCUUUGGACCAGGCAGUCCUGUUAGCCAAAGUAUUUUCUCCACAGAUUUUUUUGACUCUCCAGACCUCAACAUCAACAGAAUGAUUGAGCUAAUAAUUGAACAGUGUUCUAACUUCCAUGAAUCACCAGAAAAAUGGUUUGAGGCAGUUGAGGAGGCUCGUGUUUUUGAUGACAAUGAGCCAGGCUGUUGCCCCGCCUGA
Molecule: messenger RNA, 3261 nt
Organism: Protopterus annectens (West African lungfish)
Lineage: Eukaryota; Metazoa; Chordata; Ceratodontiformes; Protopteridae
Product: myocardin-like
Exons: 15
Coding region: 595-3261 (888 amino acids)
Biological process (GO): cardiac muscle cell differentiation; smooth muscle cell differentiation
Source: RefSeq, a predicted model, not a curated record